Adineta steineri is the source of this 1773-nucleotide messenger RNA. The record is from the annotation of a GenBank genome assembly. NCBI's taxonomy places the organism in Eukaryota, Metazoa, Rotifera, Eurotatoria, Adinetida, Adinetidae.
CGAUCAUAAUAUGUCAUAAUGCAUAGAAUAGAAGCCGAGUGGUACUUAUCAUCACCUCUAAUGUCUUAUCCUUCAUCGUAGACAGAAUUAAAUCUAACAUUCUUUCUUAUACAAAAGAAUAUUCAAUCGAUUAGUUCUUUGUUUAGAUCAAAUCAUAAUUGGACAUUGGUCUAUCGAGGAAAUCAGACAUUCUAUCAAUUAAUAUCAAAAUUUAUCGAAAAAAGUAAUUUAACUUAUCGACUUUAUGUCGGUAAUAGAUAUGGACGACAAGAAAAUAAUUAUACUGAAAUUACGAUCAAUAUUGACCCUAUUCAUCAUACAUAUUCAAAUAAUCAAAUUGUUAUUUUUACAAUUUUAAUUUCAAUUUUACUUCUUAUUCUUUUUGGUUUUCUAUUUUUUGGAUGUUAUUUACGAAAUAAAAAGCUCUAUGGCAAAUUAAAACAAAAAUAUUAUCAAAAUGGCGAUAUGUCUGAUAAAGAAUUAGAACAUUUAAGAUCAUUAACAUAUCCUAAUAAAUUAAAAGAUAAUAUACUUUAUACAUGGAAUCAUACACCAACUAAUGUUGAUUUAAAUAAAUUACCUAAAAUCGAACGAGCUUUAAUUAAACUUGAUCGUUUAAUUGGCAAAGGAGCAUUUGGUGAAGUUUAUGCUGGUACAAUGAUGAAUAAUAAAUUAGUAGCUAUAAAAACAUUAUUAAGUACAGCAUCAUCAUCACAACGUGUUGAUUUUCUUAAAGAAGCUAUAAUUAUGAAUCAAUUCAAUCAUAAACAUAUUAUACAUUUAUUAGGUGUUUGUUUUCUUGAUGAUUAUCAACCACAAUUUCUCGUUCUUGAAUUAAUGGAACAAGGUGAUUUACAAAAUUAUUUAAGACGUUCAAGACCAACGAAAGAUAAUAAUAAUCAAUGUCAAUUAUCCUAUGAAGAUUGUCUUGAUAUUGCAAAACAAAUAGCUGAUGGUGCUUGUUAUCUUGAACAAUAUUCAUAUGUUCAUAGAGAUUUAGCUGCACGAAAUUGUCUUGUAUCAUCAUUGGGAACAACAGAUGAGAAAAUAAUUGUUAAAAUCGGAGAUUUUGGUUUAGCAAGAAUGUUAACCCAACAAGAUUAUUAUAGAAAAAGUGGUGAAGCACUUUUACCUGUACGAUGGAUGGCACCAGAAUCAUUACUUGAUGCAUUAUUUACUUCACAUUCAGAUAUUUGGUCUUUUGGAAUUGUUUUGUGGGAAAUUAUAACACUUGGUCAAGUGCCAUAUUCACCAAUGAAUAAUCAACAAGUUAUUACAUUAAUUACAUCAACACGAGGAACCUUACAAAAACCAGUACAAUGUACACAAACUUUAUAUGAAUUAAUGAUCUUAUGUUGGCAUUAUAUACCUGAAAAUCGUAUCAAUUUUCGUGAUAUUCAUUCACGUUUGAAUGAAUUAUUAUUGGAUAAUAAUAAAGAACAACCAACCAUAUGGUUUUCUAAUGAAACAACAUCAGAAACGGCACGUGGCAUUCUUGAUUGUGUAUUAAAUCAUAUUGAACCACCAACAUCAUUAUCAUACGAAGGUUCCGAUGCUGGUGAAUGUCGUUCAUCAACAUCAGGUUGUUUUUCAUCAAUGACUGAAAGUAAUUCUCAGAUACAUCAUCAUCAACAUCAUCAUCAUCAUCAUCAUCAUCCAAAUCAAAAUACUUCAUCCUAUCAACUACGUUUAAUUGAUGAUACAACAAGUAAUGAUUAUGCUGAUGAAGAUGAUAAUGAUAAUCACAGUGACAUUAUUGUACGUUCUUUGUAA